Molecule: messenger RNA, 4392 nt
Organism: Bubalus bubalis (water buffalo)
Lineage: Eukaryota; Metazoa; Chordata; Mammalia; Artiodactyla; Bovidae
Gene: TOP3B
Product: DNA topoisomerase III beta
Exons: 18
Coding region: 235-2820 (861 amino acids)
Biological process (GO): DNA topological change
Cellular component (GO): nucleus
Molecular function (GO): DNA binding; DNA topoisomerase type I (single strand cut, ATP-independent) activity
Source: RefSeq, a predicted model, not a curated record
ACUGGAGGAUCCGCCCCGGAACUCUCGAGCCUCGGAACGCACAAGUGCGGGCGUGAGGCGCCGGAGGGCACAGGGGAGGGGAACGCUGUCCGCGGACGGACCCGGAAGCACAUGGCGGCGAGCCUCCAGGAGCGGGAGGCGGAACGCAGGAGUUGGGGUGACGCUGCUCCCACGCGGUGUCUGAGUCGUUUCCCGAGAGCGGAGUGAGGCGGGGCGCUGGCAGCCCGAGGCAAGAUGAAGACCGUGCUCAUGGUGGCCGAGAAGCCGUCCUUGGCCCAGUCCAUCGCCAGGAUCCUCUCUCGAGGCAGCAUGUCCUCGCGCAAAGGGCUGAACGGGACCUGCUCGGUGCACGAAUACAGCGGGUCCUUCGCGGGCCAGCCGGCCCGCUUCAAGAUGACGUCUGUCUGCGGCCACGUGAUGACGCUGGACUUCCUGGGGAAGUACAACAAGUGGGACAAGGUGGACCCCGCCGAGCUGUUCAGCCAGGCCCCGACGGAGAAGAAGGAGGCCAACCCCAAGCUGAACAUGGUGAAGUUCCUGCAGGUGGAGGGCAGGGGCUGCGACUGCAUCGUGCUGUGGCUGGACUGCGACAAGGAGGGCGAGAACAUCUGCUUCGAGGUGCUGGACGCGGUGCUGCCCGUCAUGAACCAGGCCCACAGCGGCGAGCAGACAGUGUUCCGGGCCCGCUUCAGCUCCAUCACGGACACGGACAUCUGCACUGCCAUGGCCCGCCUGGGUGAGCCCGACCACAACGAGGCACUCUCGGUGGACGCGCGGCAGGAGCUGGACCUCCGCAUCGGCUGCGCCUUCACGAGGUUCCAGACUAAAUACUUCCAGGGGAAAUAUGGCAACCUGGACAGCUCGCUCAUCUCCUUCGGGCCAUGCCAGACCCCCACGCUGGGGUUCUGUGUGGAGAGGCAUGACAAGAUCCAGUCCUUCAAGCCGGAGACCUACUGGGUGCUGCAGGCCAAGGUGGAUGUUGAUAAGGACCGCUCCCUCCUCCUGGGCUGGGACCGUGUGCGCGUGUUCGACCGGGAGAUCGCACAGAUGUUCCUGAACAUGACCAAGCUCGAGAAGGAGGCCCAGGUGGAGGCCACAAGCAGGAAGGAGAAGGCCAAGCAGCGGCCACUGGCCCUGAACACCGUGGAGAUGCUGCGUGUGGCCAGCUCUGCCCUGGGAAUGGGCCCGCAGCACGCCAUGCAGAUCGCCGAGCGGCUCUACACGCAGGGCUACAUCAGCUACCCGCGUACCGAGACCACCCACUACCCCGAGAGCUUUGACCUGAAGGGGCCUCUGCGGCAGCAGGCCAACCACCCCUACUGGGCUGACACGGUGAAGCAGCUCUUAGCAGAAGGUAUCAACCGCCCACGGAAAGGCCAUGACGCUGGCGACCAUCCCCCCAUCACCCCCAUGAAGUCUGCCACGGAAGCCGAGUUAGGGGGCGAGGCCUGGCGGCUCUAUGAAUACAUCACCCGGCACUUCAUCGCCACCGUCAGCCACGACUGCAGGUACCUGCAGAGCAGCAUCUCCUUCCGGAUCGGGCCCGAGCGCUUCACCUGCACGGGCAAGACCGUCAUCUCCCCAGGCUUCACAGAGAUCAUGCCCUGGCAGAGCGUGCCCCUGGAGGAGAGCCUGCCCACCCUCCAGAAGGGCGACACCCUGGCCGUGGCUGAGGUCAAGCUGCUGGAGAAGCAGACGAGCCCGCCGGACUACCUGACCGAGGCUGAGCUCAUCACCCUCAUGGAGAAGCACGGCAUCGGGACGGACGCCAGCAUCCCCGUGCACAUCAACAACAUCUGCCAGCGCAACUACGUGGUCGUGGAGAGCGGGCGCCGACUCAAGCCCACCAACCUCGGCAUUGUCCUGGUGCAUGGCUACUACAAGAUCGACGCCGAGCUGGUGCUGCCCACCAUCCGCAGCGCCGUGGAGAAGCAGCUGAACCUGAUCGCGCAGGGCAGAGCCGACUUUCGCCAGGUCCUGGGCCACACCCUGGACGUCUUCAAGAGGAAGUUCCAUUACUUCGUGGACUCCAUUGCGGGCAUGGAUGAACUGAUGGAGGUGUCCUUCUCGCCCCUGGCGGCCACGGGCAAGCCCCUCUCCCGCUGCGGGAAGUGCCACCGGUUCAUGAAGUACAUCCAGGCCAAGCCGAGCCGCCUGCACUGCUCGCACUGCGACGAGACCUACACGCUGCCCCAGAACGGCACCAUCAAGCUCUACAAGGAGCUGCGCUGCCCGCUGGACGACUUCGAGCUGGUCCUGUGGUCGUCGGGCUCCAGGGGCAAGAGCUACCCGCUGUGCCCCUACUGCUCCAACCACCCGCCCUUCCGGGACAUGAAAAAGGGCACGGGCUGCAACGAGUGCACGCACCCCAGCUGCCAGCACUCGCUCAGCAUGCUGGGCAUCGGCCAGUGCGUGGAGUGCGAGAGCGGCGUGCUGGUGCUCGACCCCACCUCCGGCCCCAAGUGGCGCGUGGCCUGCAACAGGUGCAACGUGGUGGCCCAUUGCUUCGAGAACGCCCACCGCGUGCGCGUGUCCGCCGAGACGUGCGCCGCCUGCGAGGCCGCCCUGCUGGACGUGGACUUCAACAAGGCCAAGUCCCCGCUGCCGGGCGACGGCACGCAGCACACGGGCUGCGUUUUCUGCGACCCCAUUUUCCAGGAGCUGGUGGAGCUGAAGCACGCAGCCUCCUGCCACCCCAUGCACCGCGGGCCCGGGCGGAGGCAGGGCCGGGGCCGGGGCCGGGGCCGGAGGCCGGCGGGGAAGCCGGGUCCCCGCCGGCCCAAGGACAAGAUGUCAGCCCUGGCCGCCUACUUCGUGUGAUGGCCAGCAGGCUCCGUGCCGCGGCCUCCGAGCCCCGGGGAUCAUUAAACGCGGUGUCUUCUGCAGUGCUAGCGGCUCCGCACAGUCGCCUGCUGUCGGAGGGCUGUGCCCAUCUCCUCGCCUCUCCCCUGUCCCGCACAUCCUCCCUGAGUCCUGCAGGGGGCCACUGCGCACAGAACCGGGAGCAGACCCAGUUCAGGGCACCCGCCAUGCUGCAGCGCAUGUGAGAUGGGGCACGGUGCGCACAUGUCAGGGUGCCUGGGCGCCGGGGAAGCAAGAAGCUCCUUCCGCCCGCGCCCAGCUGUCCUAGGCUGGGGGGAUGCCUCCCUGGGUGUUGGCCCUCACUCCACCCACUGCCCACUGCGUGGGUCUGCGUGUGGGGGCCCGCAUGUGACCCUGGCACCCCCAGGCCUGUUCGCCUUCCAGUUCUCAAACAGGUGUCCCCUCAGGCAGAGGCGGGCGGCAGCAGAUGGCAGGGUCGGGGGGCCACACCACCUGCAGGACGCAGGUCACCUGCCCGCUUCCCGUGCCCACUCCACCUGAGGGCGCCCCCCCCCCUCAGCCCACCACAUGCCCACCUUGGGAUUUUGCCCCCCGCCAGGCCUCUGCCUGAGAGGCCCCCGUGAAACGCCUCCGCAGGCCCGCAGGCGGGGCAGGUCGGAGCUGUGGUGCCCAGACACAGACUGCUACCUGGGUCGCAGGCUCGCCCGGGAGGCUGCAGCUCCGGCUGGGUGGGCCAGGCCACAUGGGAGGCUCCUUUCCCGAGGGUAGAGCCGGGGCUGGAGCUGAGGUGGGCGGGAGCCAGGCAGGAGGAGCUGACACUAGCCACAGGGCCGGUCAGCUCCUGGGCGUGGCGUUGGCCCGGUUCCCACUGGGGGAGGCGCAUUCCUGGCCAGGCGGCAUGCCUUGCUUCCCUGCCACCUCCUGGUGCUGGCCUCGGGGCAUCAGUGCUCUGAGGGGUCUCGUGGGGGCCCGCCCGGGAGGGCCCGUGGGAUGUCAGCUGUCCCAGGAGCCCCUCACCCAUACAGCGGUCCUCAAACUUCAGUUCACACUUGUUCUGGGUACACUUUGAGAAACCCUGAGGCAGGGUCUCACAAUAGCCCUGGAGGGUAGGUUGGCACCUAUUGAUCCCCUUUUUCCUGAUACGGAAUCUGGAUAUGGGACAGCUAAGGAACAACUUGAAGGUCACACGUCAUAAGCACUUAACCACAGGCCUCGCUGGGGUCACCAUGCUGACUUUCAGGCGGGGUCGGGUUGCAGGAUCUAGGAAGGCCUGAGGAGAAGGGGCCCCACCCUGCCUUCUCUGCCCAGAUGCCCACUGCCUUCUAGAUCCACCCCCUACCCAGUCUCUGUCCUUCCAAACCGACCGACUUAGUUCUCCAGACUCCUGUUGGUGAAUCUUAGUUCCUGGGCCAGACACAGGCCGUGUGCCCACCUGGAGGUCAGGUGGGCAGGGCCCCAGUGGGGCUUUUGAGGGCUCUUCCAAAAAAGUUUAUAUUAUGCUUUACAACUGCAUUGAUACAAAGAUGAACAUAUUAAUAUUAUAUAUUAAAACAUUUUCUUUGACCUAAA